Mercenaria mercenaria is the source of this 4649-nucleotide messenger RNA. RefSeq lists its product as uncharacterized. The transcript is spliced from 3 exons. NCBI's taxonomy places the organism in Eukaryota, Metazoa, Mollusca, Bivalvia, Venerida, Veneridae. The coding region runs from base 1 to 1545 and encodes 514 amino acids. The record is from RefSeq and is a predicted model, not a curated record.
AUGAUGUGUUGUGACGACAAAGCUAAAGUCCCAGUCGGAGACCCAGGUGUGUUCAUAUCUACUGGUGUUCGUGGCAAGAAGACAUUAGCUCCAGUUUCAGAGACUUUGGAGGCAUUGGACCAUGAUAUGACAAAAUCAAGUUUAUGCCCUUCUGUUUAUCUUGAAUGUGAAGUUCCAAUGAGUAUUGAAAAGUCAUUUGUUCGUGGACAGGUUAAUGUGGUGGUAAAUGACAGUGUCUUCCAAAGUUCUAACCCAUUUCGCCAUGCUGCCAUUGUGUGUGACAUACUUGCAAAGCGUGACCCAUUACCAAAAGUAUUUUUGCGUUUUUCUGAUGGUGGCACAGAUCAGCGUAACACUUUGGAAUCUGUUAAAUGUGCUGCAAUCUGCAUAUUUAAGGAGAUGAACCUAGAUAUGUUAAUUCUAGGACGCUGCGCACCAGGACACAGUUGGGUAAACCCGGCUGAACGUAUCAUGAGUAUUCUCAACUUGGGGCUGCAGAACUGUGCACUUGAAAGAGGAGAUGAUGAUGCAAAGUUUAAAUCCUGCAAUAGUAUGGCACAGAUUAGAGAACACGUUGGAAAACACCCGGAUCUGAAGCCAGUUUGGGAAGCCUCAAUAGGUCCUGUGCAGAAAAAGGUGGAGGAGCGAUUCCAAAGGCUGAAACUGAAAGACAUUCCUUUUAGAACUUUUGAUCCUGUUUCAGAUGAGAAUAUCAGUAUACUGCAGCGCCAUUUGAGAGAACUCUUUCCAGAAAUGGAUCUCACAAAACUACAGAAAACCCACACAAAGACAAUCAGAUCUUACCAGGCUUACCUUGAAACACAUUGCAGGCAGCGCCACUACACAUUCCAGAUCAGAAAAUGCAACGAUGAAAACUGUUGUAUUCCACCCACAGUUGAUCGCUGUAACCUUACCUGGCUGCCUGAUCCCAUCCUUGAUGGAGAACAUUACAAAACAUACUCUGAUAUGAAAGAUCAAGACACAACAGAGGAGGAUCGUCCAACAUAUCGUAAGACUCCAAUAGCUGAAAGCAAAGUAACAAAAAAACCAAAGGGUAAUCUGAGGAGUGCUCCAUUGUCUCUACAAAGAAAUACAGACGAGCCCAUACAUCAUGAUGCAAGUAUAUUUACUGCACAGAAUGCUCGAUCGGUCACUGACUGUUGUGAGUGCCGCAAACCCCGUGUCAUUUACAGCAAGCAUAAACUCACUGAAAGGCAGAUGGUUCAGGUUUCGCUUCAGCUAUCUGAAUUCGACUACACAUGCGGAUCAUACAUCACCACACCAGCAAACAAACUUCAUGGAGUCAUCUAUAUGAGAACACAACUGUCAUGUAUUGACCCAGUUGAACUAGCAUUUUACAGUUCUGAAGUUGCUAGGAAAGACUUGUGUUGUUUCUGUGCUACCCCAGAAGCAGAGAUCAGUUCCGAUUUAAAGAAACAGUACAAAACUGUUUUACCUAUCUGCCCUGAGUGUGUGGCUGCAGGAAACAAACCGAUCUGCCAGAGACCAUACAAGACAGGACUUGAUAAGCCUAAAGAUAAAUAAAUGUUUGCACCUCCUCCAAACAUACAAGCUUUUAAUUGAUGGUACUAGUUUUGUUGCUUGUUGAGUUUAAAAAAUGAAAAAGUUACCUUUUUACUAGUCAGUCAGUUUUAUUCUGAUAUUGCUUGAUUCUAGUCUAAGAAUUAUUUUAGUAUUGAUUAAUGUCAGUUCUGGUCACAUUUUUGUCAUGUCCAUAUGGUUUACUGAUACUAGUUUUGCUGUUUGUUGAGUUUAAAGUGAUAAAGUUACCUUUUUGACUAGUCAGACAGUUUUAUUCUGAUAUUGCUUGAUUCUAGUCUAAGAAUUAUUUUAGUAUUGAUUAAUGUCAGUUCUAGUCACAUUUUUGUCAUGUCCAUAUGGUUUACUGAUACUAGUUUUGCUGUUUGUUGAGUUUAAAGUGAUAAAGUUAGUCAGUCAGUUUUAAUCUGAUACUGCUCGAUUCUAGUCAGAGAAUUAUUUGAGUAUUGGUUACUGUCAGGUCUAGUCACAUUUUUGUCAUGUCUCUGUCAUAAUUGUUUUCAUGUUCAGUUAUUUAACAAAAAUAAAUUGUCUAAAUGUUAUUUGAUUCACAUUUUCACUCAAGUUUUAUAUAUCAAAAGUUUUGUUUGGAUCUAUAUAGAUCUAUUCAUAAAAAUUCUUUUAUGGGCUUAGAUAGUUCAGUCACCUGAAAUACAACAUUGAAAUGUUCCGACAAACACAAAAAAAAAAAAAAAAAAAAAAAAAAAAAAAAAUCCCUACCUAUCGACCCUCUCUUUUUUCAGCAUGUUACAGGAAACAUAUUUUUUUAUGCCUUAGUAGAGGACCACUAGAUGAUGUCAUAUACAAAAUAUCAAAGCCCUAGGCCCUGUGGUUUUGGACAAGAGAUUUUUCAAAGUUUUUUCCUAUAUAAGUCUAUAUAAACCAUAUGGCCCUCGGGGAGAGACCAUAUUUGACCCCAGGGAAAUAAUCUGAACAAUCUUGGUAGAGGACCACUAGAUUUUGCUACAUACAAAAUAUCAGAGUCCUAGGCCCUAUAGUUUUGGACAAGAAGAUCAGAAACCGUUUAACUGUUCCUGGCCAAUGUGACCUUGACCUUUGACCUAAUAACCUCAAAAUCAAUAGGGGUCAUCUGCUGGUCAUGGCCAACCUAACUAUCAAUUUUCCCGACACUAGGCUCAAGCGUUCUUGAGUUAUUGCCUGGAAACCAUUUUACUGUUCCUGGUCACUGUGACCUUGACCUGUGACAUACUGACCUCAAAAUCAAUUGGGGUCAUCUGCUGGUCAUGACCAACCUCCCUAUCAACUUUCGUGACCCUAGGCCUAAGCGUUCUUGAGUUAUCAUCCGGAAACCGUUAAACUGUUCAGGGUCACAGUGACCUUGACCUUUUACAUACUGACCUCAAAAUCAAUAGGGGUCAUCUGCUGGUCAUGACCAACCUCCCUAUCAACUUCCAUGAUCCUAGGCCCAAGUGUUCUUGAGUUAUCAUCCGGAAACCGUUUUACUAUUCAGGGUCACUGUGACCUUGACCUUUAACAUACAGACCUCAAAAUCAAUAGGGGUCAUCUGCUAGUAAUGACCAACCUCCCUAUCAACUUUCAUGAUCCUAGGCCCAAACGUUCUUGAGUUAUCAUCCAGAAACAGAUUGGUCUUCAUUCCGACCGACCGACAGACCGACUGACCUACCGACCGACAUCUACAAAACAAUAUACCCCUCCUUCUUCAAGGGGGGCAUAAUAAAGACUGACUUACUAUUUAUAUGAUAAGGCAGUUGAGGGAGAGAUGCGCUUUUCACCAUCUUCCUUUGGUUUACAAUAUUAUGAAUUUAUUACUGUUAUAUUAUUAUAUGUAGGUAUGUAGCAAUGGUCAUGUUAGCAAGGAGUGGUGUUCCCAGCCAAUCUUGAACAAACGCCUCAAUAGUGAAGAUUUCUUAGUGUGUGGUUCCAUACUGGCAUCAGGAAACAACUACGGGUAGCUGUGUUUGUGGGCUAAGAUGUUGAAUCUUAGAUUUUCAUCAUCAGACCAGUUUCACAGAAUCCAGUCUACAUAUCUUGUGCCCACUAUUGACCAGUACUGGCAGGUGCAUCAGCAGGGCAUUAUUGAUAAAGUUAGAGGACAAGAAGUUGUUGUAUUACGUGAUGGCCGAAACGACUCGCCAGGGCACAGAUCCCAGUUUUGUUUGUACACUCUGAUGGAAGAAAGGACUAAAUCUAUAAUGACCAUCAAAACUCUUGACAAAAGAGUAACAGACAGAAAAUCUGUUAAUAUGGAAAAACUAGGCGUUGAAAAAGGAAUGGCUGAGCUGGGAAAUGAAAGGGUAGAAGUGAAGGAAGUAGUUACAGAUGCUCACCUUGGUAUAGGAGCAAUUAUGAUGAUAAAGAAUAUAAAGCAAGAUCAGAUUUAGCAGUGCUAUAUAUACUGGAAUGAAAAUGUAGACAGGGAAUUUACUUCACUUUGGAAUCCACCAGAUCAAAGAGCACCAAGAAGACAGCAAGGGAAGAAAAACUAUAAAGAACUUUCAUAUAAAUACAGAAACAAUAUUUGGAAAAAAUAUAUAUUCAAUUUUCAAUCCUCCAAGAAGACAGAGACUAAGACAAAUAAAUAAUUAAAAUGGAUUAUUGAAAGUUAUUAUAAAAAUAUUAAACAUUCACCAAAGAACAGAGUACUUUAGUAAGUUAUUUUCAUUCAUUUUUCAUUCAUUUACAUACUGCAUGCUGAAGAGCAGACGGACUCUGUGUUUACACGAGAUCAGAUUACUGCUGUCUGCUAGAUUACUACAUUAAAUUAGUGUUCAUUCUUACUGUUCUAUAGGCAUUAGAAACAUCUACAGGAGUGAAGCGACCGGGGAUGUUUCUAAUGUCUAUAGAAAAGUUAAAGGGCAAAUACUAAUAUACUUAGUGGGCGGGUUUAUUUGGCUGAUAUUUUAUGCAAUGCCAAAGGCUACCAUAAGAUAGGGGUCAUAACUAAGGUCAAUGAACCUACAUCAUGGGUAAACUCAAUGGUAGUUUGCGAACGCCCGAAUAAAAAGCCUGGAAUAUGCAUUGAUCCACAUGAUCUAAAGAAGGCGAUCAUUCAUCCACAUUACCCAAUGCGCACCUUGGAUGACAUCCUACCAUCACUCAGCAAUGGA